Serpula lacrymans var. lacrymans S7.9 is the source of this 1828-nucleotide messenger RNA. RefSeq lists its product as uncharacterized. The transcript is spliced from 4 exons. Gene Ontology annotation, biological process: steroid biosynthetic process. The record is from RefSeq and is a predicted model, not a curated record. NCBI's taxonomy places the organism in Eukaryota, Fungi, Basidiomycota, Agaricomycetes, Boletales, Serpulaceae. Bases 47 to 1372 code for a protein of 441 amino acids. Gene Ontology annotation, molecular function: 3-beta-hydroxy-Delta5-steroid dehydrogenase (NAD+) activity.
GGUUAACCUGGGAAGCACGCAACCCUCGUAUUCAAAAACCACCACCAUGUCUGGACAGCAAAAGGACGUUUAUCUCGUUAUUGGAGGAAGUGGUUUUGUCGGCAGGAACAUUGUGGAACAACUCCUCGCCCGCGGUGACAUUGUUUCGGUGUUUGACAUCGUGCAGCGGCAUCAUGAUGUUCCGUUUUACUCGGGGGACAUCACGGAGGAGAGUCAGCUCAUUGAAGCCAUACAAAAAUCUGGGACGACUUGUAUAAUACAUACCGCUUCUCCUCAACACGGUGCCAAAGACAGCUCCAUCUAUUACAAAGUAAACGUCGACGGUACAAAAGCUGUCAUUGCUGCUGCUGUCGCUACAGGGGCUCGGAAACUUGUAUACACUAGCUCUGCUGGCGUUGUCUUCGAUGGAGGAGACUGUAUCAAUAUUGACGAGCGUGUACCUUAUCCAGAACAACCGUUCGACGAGUAUAACGAUUCCAAGGCGAAAGGGGAAGCUUUAAUCCUAGCUGCGAAUGGGAAAGGUGGUUUGCUUACAGUUGCACUCCGUCCAGCUGGCAUUUUUGGUCCUGGAGAUCGUCAAGUCAUGCAAGGUCUCUACCAGGCGUACCAACGUGGCCAGACGCACUUCCAAGUUGGAGACAACAACAAUCUCUUCGACUACACUUACGUCGGCAACGUCGCACUUGCUCAUCUCGUUGCCGCGGAUAAACUUGUUCCAUCGCAGUCUGCCGACUCAGAUAAAACGGACUGGAAUUCCGAUACGGCUACUCUAUCAGGAAAAGAGGAUUCUCUCCUCGCUACUGCUCUCCCAGCUGUCACCGCUACAACGGGCUAUCGACGCGUGCCUACCUGUGAGGCUCGUCCUCUCGGACCCUACGUUGCCCCUCCUCCCAACGCUGAUCAGAUCCUAGCCGCAUAUAAUGCUCCACCGCCUACCACGACGAACCGUCCAGUUGUCCGACACCGUUUUGACCAAUUUUCAGAAAACGCACUUGCUCUUGCCCCAUCGUCACCGCUACAGGUCGCCGGACAAGCAUUCUUCAUCACUAAUGGUGAACCUGUCUACUUCUGGGACUUCAUGCGUCUUAUUUGGCUCCAACUCGACCCACCCGGCUCUAAGCGCGCUGAUCAUAGAAUAUAUGUUAUUCCUCGUGCGUUUGGGAUGGUUCUUGGGUAUCUAGCAGAAACUUGGGCCUCGGUAAUUGGGAAAGAAGCUGGGUUUACUAGAUACCGGGUCGGCUAUAGUUGUGCAACGCGAUACCACAACAUUGAGAAGGCAAGGAGAGUACUCGGAUAUGAACCCCAGGUCGGUUUGGAAGAGGGCGUGAGGAGAAUGGUCGAGUCAUUCAAAGCAGAAAAUCGCCUAUCAUGAAGGCACAUAUUUUUUUGUUAUAGUACCAUUAUCUGCAUUUAAUUGCCUAUAUACCUUUUUCAAAUGAACUCCCUACGCAAACCGCACGAGAACAAUCGCCCAAUAUCAAAUCUGAGAGCAAGAAGAGCAAUGAGACUAGUCAAACUGAAAAUACUACUAUAAAUACAAUAAGUAUAUCAUGGCGAAACGCCGUCCAUAUUGAAGAAAUCAAGUGGGAGAACAGGAACAGGAAUAGGAGUGGUCUUGCGCUUAGGGUGAUAGAGUGGUUGACAGACUCGCUUUAUCCACCGAUUCCUAGAAAAAAGAAGUCAUUAGCUGCGAAUCUGGGAUAAUCAUUCGUGAUCCUCACAGGAGGGAGCAUAGAAUCCUACGUAACAAAACUAGGUUCAAAUUCGAAGUUCAAAUAUAUAGAGUAGUUGACUUACCGAGUUUCUAUCUUCAUCGUAGCCUCGUUUG